This is a messenger RNA of Siniperca chuatsi (mandarin fish), 2730 nucleotides long. It is a transcript of the gene klhl41a, whose product is annotated as kelch-like family member 41a. Gene Ontology annotation, molecular function: protein binding. Lineage: Eukaryota; Metazoa; Chordata; Actinopteri; Centrarchiformes; Sinipercidae. The transcript is spliced from 6 exons. Bases 94 to 1890 code for a protein of 598 amino acids. The record is from RefSeq and is a predicted model, not a curated record.
UUCAGACCUGGCUGCCUAUAGUUCGCUGUCUUCACCAGCUAGGACAGUCUGUUGUGAACUGCCCCACUUCCAUCCACUUCCUGUCCUGAAAGAAUGGAUCCCCAAGGUUUGAGGGAAGAUCUCCGUCUGUUUCAAACCACUUUGCUGCAGGAUGGACUCAAAGAGCUUCUGAAUGAGAAUAAAUUGAUUGACUGUGUCCUAAAGAUUGGAGACCGAAGCAUCCCCUGCCAUCGACUCAUUCUGGCAGCUUGUAGUCCUUAUUUCCGGGAGCUGUACUUCUCAGAGGACGGCAAGGAAGCUGACAAAAAGGAGGUUGUUCUGGAGAACCUGGAUCCCGAUGUUAUGGAGGCAAUUGUAAAUUACAUGUACUCAACAGAGAUUGACAUCAACGAUAACAAUGUGCAGGAUAUUUUGGCCGUUGCCAAUCGCUUCCAGGUCCCCUCAGUGUUCACAGUUUGUGUGAAUUAUCUCCAGAAGAAGCUGUCGAAGAAAAACUGCCUUGCCAUCUACAGGCUGGGACUGAUGCUGAACUGCACCAGGCUGGCAAUGGCAGCUCGAGAUUACAUUGUAGAUCGGUUUGAGACCAUAGCCAUGGAUGAGGAUUUCCUAGAGCUUGCUCCACCUGAACUCUUUGCCAUUAUUGGAGCAGAUGCAUUGAAUGUAGAAAAAGAGGAGGCAGUGUUUGAGACCCUCAUGAGGUGGAUCAGGAAAGACAAAGAGAAGCGCAUUAAAUCCUUGGAACAGGCCUUUGAGUACAUUCGUUUCCGUUUACUGCCAGAGAAGUACUUCAAGGAAAAGGUGGAGAAGGAUGACCUUAUUAAGACUGACCCUGAGCUUCUCAAAAAAAUCAAAGUCAUAAAGGAAGCCUUCGCAGGGAAGCUGCCCGAGAAGGAAAAGGGACAAGAUGAUGAGGAGGGAGAGGAGGGAAAGUUGCCAGGCUAUCUAAACGAUAACCGCAGAUAUGGCAUGUACACCAAAGACAUGGUUCUGAUGAUCAAUGACACUGCGGCCGUGGCCUACGACACCCACGAGAACGAAUGUUUUCUUGCUGCAAUGGCAGAGCAGAUCCCCAGAAACCAUGUCAGUCUGAUAUCAAAGAAGAACAAUCUGUAUGUGUUGGGAGGACUGUUUGUAGAUGAAGAGGACAAAGAAAACCCAUUGCAGUGUUACUUCUACCAGUUGGACAGUCUCACUGCUGAAUGGAUUGCUCUGCCACCCAUGCCCUCCCCCAGGUGUUUGUUUGCUACAGGGGAAUUUGAAAAUCUCAUCUUUGUUGUAGCAGGAAAAGAUUUACAGUCCAACGAGUCUCAUGACACUGUUCUGUGCUAUGACACUGAAAAAAUGAAGUGGGCUGAAACAAAAAAGUUGCCCUUGAAAAUCCACGGCCACUGUGUGGUCUCUGAGAACGGGCUGGUGUACUGUAUUGGAGGAAAAACAGAUGACAAUAAAGCAACCAAUAAGAUGUUUGCAUACGACCACAAGAGGUCAGAGUGGAAGGAGGUGGCUUCCAUGAAGACACCCAGAUCGAUGUUUGCCGCAGUUAUCCAUAAAGGGAAGAUUGUUGUCACUGGGGGAGUCAAUGAAGAAGGCCUAACAGCGUCAUGUGAAGCCUAUGACUUUGGAACCAACAAGUGGUCACCCUUCACAGAGUUUCCCCAGGAGAGGAGUUCAGUCAACCUGGUCAGCUGUGGAGGGCUGUUGUACGCUAUAGGAGGCUUCGCCAUAAUGGAGAAUGAGGACAAAGAGUGUGCACCCAGUGAAAUCAUUGACAUUUGGCAGUAUGAAGAUGACAACAAACAGUGGACUGGCAUGAUUAAAGAGAUGCGUUACGCAGCUGGAGCCUCCUGUGUGUCCAUGCGUCUGAAUGCAGCCAGAAUGCCCAAACUGUAACAGUCCAGGGUCAAACAAGGGACUUCACUGCUAUAGGCAAGAAUAUUAUGUACAUGCUCUUAUUUAGUGGCUUGUUGUUGUCAUUUAACAUUUUAACAUAUCAGACACAUGUCCCCUUUGCCUGUUCUAUGAGUGUUUUAAUAAAAUGUAUCAUGGUUUAAAUUGGCUUAUGUCUCAUAAGUCAUCAGUGUCUAAACUUGAACAGCCACUGUUGUUUGGACCAGACAUUAUUGUUGAUUCUGAUUUUCUGAAACAUAUCACUUGUUGAGGAUUUCCCACCACCCAUUAAAUGAGUAAUUUACUGUUAACUAGUAAAGGUUUGCAUAGAAAUGAAUGUUUUCUUCUGUUAAUCUGGAAAUGUUCCUCUUCCAGUCAAUUACAUGUAUGUUGUAAUUCUUCAGUAUUAAAAUAUUAUCUCACAGACUGUUUGUAUCUGACACUUUAAAUCGGUUUGUUUUGAAGCAAGUUUUAACGUUCAUGACAAAUAUCCCUUUAAACAUUUUCAGACAGUACUGUUGUUGUUGUAUGAGGAAAGUAAAUAGUCAGAACAGAUUGGAUUAAACUAAAGGUUCCAUUAGAAUGAGAAAAGUGUUAAGGACUUAUUUUAUGACUGAAGAGCCUACAUAUGUCAUAUGUCACAUGGAGGUCCAAAAGACCGGGGAUAAAAUGUAGUCUUGGGAAAAUGUCCAAUUAUGUUCUUGUCAUUUCAAACCGGCUGAGGCUCACCAUAUUGACUUCACAGCUGUUAUUAACUGUUAUUUGCAAGCAAAAUGCAUGAUGACCAAAGUGUAAAAUGUAAUACCCUUAAUCUUCAGUUGUAAUAAAUUAUCUGAAACAAUA